Molecule: messenger RNA, 5679 nt
Organism: Motacilla alba alba
Lineage: Eukaryota; Metazoa; Chordata; Aves; Passeriformes; Motacillidae
Gene: FAM193A
Product: family with sequence similarity 193 member A
Exons: 22
Coding region: 310-4908 (1532 amino acids)
Source: RefSeq, a predicted model, not a curated record
GCGCAGAACUACGCCUCCCAGCGUGCCGAGCGCGGCCGGUUCCCGUCAGCGCCGAGGGGGAGCCCCCCAACGUAAAGGGGGAUCACUUUCCCCUUGUGUCCGCCAUAUUGGACGGUAACUCUGCCCAGCGGCGCCGGGGCCGAGCGAGUCCCCGUGGCCGUGACAGCCCCGCUUCGCCCGCGCCGCCCGGGGAGCUCCGGCCCCGCCCGGCCUCGCCAGCCCCGGGCGCUUGGCGCGACCCCGCGCCCCUUCCCCCCACCUCCUCCUCUUCCCCGGCGCUCCCUCCUCCCGUGCCCGGGUGUCAGCACCAUGAGUCCGGCCGACGCCAAGCGCGGAGCGAAGCGCCGGAAGAACAAGCGGGGCGGCGGCCUCGGCAGCACCGGCGGGCCGGGACCCAGCGGCGGCACCGGCGGGCUGGGCAAGGCCGGGGGUGCGGCGGCAGCGGCCCCCGCCCCGCCGGGCGCGGUGGGCGCCCUGCUGACAGCUCCGGGCGGCGGCAGCGGAGCCCCGGGCGGCGCCGGGGCCGCGGCGGGACACGGCGAGGUUUCACUAAAUGGUACACAGUUUACAGACAGUUCUGUUGGAUCAGAAUUCACAGGUGUUUCUCAGACACCAUUUACCUUUGGCUUGGGCCAAAGGGCACCCUAUACAACUGGCGAGCAUUGUCUUCUUUGUAGAAGUGAACGAAAAGAUACUUCGCUUGCAGAGAGCGGAAUCAAAAAUUCCAGCAAAACAGCACUUUCCACAUCUCCAAAAUCAAACAACAUGCUGCACCUUCCACUGUGGGUGUGCCCAGACUGUCGAAGAACGGUCGAAAAGGAGGAGAGGCACGCUACAAUAGAGCAGUCUCUCGUGAGCCAAGAUUUCCUUUUGCACAUGCCUCUUGGAAACAGUGGAUCACAGCAGGAAUCUGUAGGAGGAGGAAGAAUAACUGUUGGUGCACAGACAGUGCCGGCUGCAGAUCUUAGCAAUUCCUCUCCUUCAGACAUAGCAUGCAACUGUGAGGCCUGUAAUGAGCGCAGAGAAAAUUCAGCAGAGCCUGAACGUGAACCUCAGCAGCUACAGAAUUACUGGUCUGAAGUCAGAUACAUGGUCCGGUGUAUUUAUCGUCAAGCUGGGACCCCUCUGGCAGAUGACCAAGACCAAUCGUUGGUACCAGAUAAAGAAGGAAUGAAGGAGCUGGUGGAUAGGCUUUGUGAAAGAGAUCCAUACCAGCUUUACCAACGGUUGGAGCAGCAAGCUAGGGAGUACGUGCUGGAAAUGAAGGUUCGUCUGCUCAGACACCUGUCCCUGGGAUCGAAGGUUGCGUCGACGCUGGCGACAGAAGGGCCACCCCAGGCACAGCAGUUCAUCUCACUCCUGCUUGAAGAGUACAGUGCACUCUGUCAGGCAGCCUGUACAAUCAGCGCCUUCCUAGUUACUCUGGAAAAUGAACAUUUGAAGAAAUUUCAGGUGACGUGGGAAUUGCACAACAAGCAUCUGUUUGAAAAUUUGGUAUUUUCUGAGCCACUCCUGCAGAACAGCUUGCCGACGCUGGUGUCACAGCUAAGGCUUGGAACGACACAUGAUUCCUGUAGUGAAGAUAUGUACAGUACCUUGCUACAAAGGUAUCAUCAGCUGGAACAGGAAAUGGGCCAAGUUGCUGAAGCAUGGCUUGAAUGCCAGAAAAGAAUAGAUGAUUAUGUUGAUGAACAGAUGGCCAUGAAAACAAAACAACGCAUGCUAAAGGAAGACUGGGAAUUUUUUAAACAGAGGCGUUUUAUUGAAGAGCAGCUUAAUAACAAGAAAGCACUAUCUGGGGAGAACAACUUCACAGACACAAUGAGACACAUGCUGUCAUCACGUUUGAGCAUGCCUGACUGUCCCAACUGUAAUUAUAGAAGAAGAUGUACUUGUGAUGACUGCAGCCUUUCACACAUUUUAACGUGUGGCAUCAUGGAUUCUCCCAUAACGGAUGAUAUCCACAUUAACCAGUUACCACUACAAAUUGAUUCUGCUCCGGAUUAUUUAUCUGAGAUCCGCCCACCCAGUAUGUCUUCAGCGAGUUCAGGAUCUGGUUCCAGCUCACCUAUCACAAUUCAGCAGCAUCCCAGACUCAUCCUCGCAGAUAAUGGUUCUGCACCAACUUUUGGUAGUGAUGAUGAUGAUGUUGCACCAUUAUCAGCAAAAUUUGCUGAUAUCUACCCACUGAAUAAUUACGACGAUGCAGAGGUUGUAGCCAACAUGAAUGGAAUCCACAGCGAGCUAAACGGCGGCGGCGAAAACAUGGCUUUGAAAGAUGAGUCUCCUCAGGUGAGCAGUACUAGCAGCAGUUCCUCAGAAGCAGAUGAUGAAGAAGCAGAUGGGGAGAGUAGUGGUGAACCACCAGGGACUCAAAAGGAGGAAAUGUCUCUGGGAAAAAGGGCAUUAAGGAAAGAUGAAACAAAAAUGGAUAGUCCACCACCUUCUUACCCCAGUCAGCAGGCUGACCAAGGUCCAAAUGCUUGUGAAUGUCACGUUUGCAAACAAGAAGCCUCAGGACUAACAGUCUCUGCACUUGCAACUGGACGCCUGCCUGCUGGGCACCAGUUUAUGAAUCCUGAAAAACCUGCACAUCCUGCACUUCAUCUUUAUCCUCACAUCCAUGGACAUAUACCAUUGCAUACAAUUCCUCAUCUGCCUCGUCCACUUAUCCAUCCCACCUUGUACACUGCUUCUCCCUUCACACACAAUAAGGCAUUACCACCAGCUCCAGUUCAGAAUCACACAAACAAGCAUCAAGUAUUCAAUGCAUCUCUCCAAGAUCAUAUUUAUCCAAGCUGUUUUGGGAGCACUCCAGAUUGGAAUAGCUCUAAAUUUAUAAGUCUUUGGGGUUCAGAGGUGAUGAAUGACAAGAACUGGAAUCCUGCUACAUUUUUGCCUGACACAAUUCCUGGGAGUGAUAUAUUAGCACCAGCACUCUCAGAAAUAAGACCCGAAGCACUUCCUACUACAUCUAGCAAUGAAACAACAGCAGUUACUGACAGCAAAGAGAAAAAAAAUGCUGCAAAGAAGAAAUGUCUGUACAAUUUCCAGGAUGCCUUUAUGGAAGCUAAUAAAGUUGUCAUGGCAACCUCUUCUGCCACUUCUUCUGUCUCCUGCACAGCAACUACAGUGCAGUCAAGCAGCAACCAGUUCAAAGUGUCAUCCAAGAGACCUUCAUCGAUAGGUGAAGUGUUCCACAAUAUUAAUAAAGAGGACCAUAGACAUUCUGCGCCAGUUGCACCACGAAAUAGUCCUACCAGUUUAGCAUCCCUUCCUUCACUGUCUCCUGCUGCACUGUCUCCAGCCUCCACACCACAUCUUCCAAACCUUGCUGCUCCUUCUUUCCCCAAAACUGCUGCAACAGCCCCUGGAUUUGUGGAUCCUCAUUCAGGUCUUUGUCCUACCACAGUUGCACCUCCUACUUCAACCACAGACAGCUCUGUAAGUGCCCCACCAAGUGUCUGCAGUGAUCCUGAUUGUGAGGGCCAUCGCUGUGAGAACAGUAACACGUACGAUCAUCAGCAGUAUGAUGGAGAGGAGAGCCAGGAUGAAGAUAGCUGUUCAGAGCAUAGCUCCAGUACCUCAACUUCCACAAAUCAGAAGGAAGGAAAAUACUGUGACUGCUGUUACUGUGAGUUCUUCGGCCAUGGAGGACCUCCAGCUGCACCAACCAGUAGAAAUUAUGCAGAGAUGCGAGAGAAGCUUCGUUUACGUUUGACUAAAAGGAAAGAGGAGCAGCCGAAGAAACCAGAUCAGAUCUCUGAAAGGGAAAGUGUUGUUGACCAUCGAAAGGUGGAGGACUUGCUACAGUUUAUAAACAGCUCUGAAACCAAACCUGUAAGCAGUUCUCGUGCAGCCAAGAGAGCCAGGCAUAAGCAAAGAAAGCUUGAAGAAAAAGCUCGACUUGAAGCUGAAGCCAGGGAGAGGGAGCAUCACCAGCUGCUUGAGGAGCAGAGGCGGCGUGAGGAAGAGGAAGAAGAGAGGCUGAAACAGGAAUUACAGCGGCUCCAAGAGCUUCAGCAGUUGCGGGCUGUAAAGAAAAAGAAGAAAGAGAGAACAAGUAAGGACUGUCCCAAGGCAGAGCUGCUCACUAGGAACUGCCAGGCGGUGAAGGAGCCUGUCCCAAACACUCCAGAAGACAUUCAGAAUGGUACCCUUGAGCAAUCAGAAAAGAUAGAAACCUCAGCUGGUUCACUGUCACGGCAUGUGAAUCACACAGAGCAGAGGCCAGUUCUAGAGACGGGCUGUGAACUGUCCAAUCCUGUCAGCACUAGAGACUCGAAGCUGCUUUAUCAGAAAGAGGGCAGUGUAAAGCAGCACGAGCCCCUUUCUUUUCUGCUUGAUAUUAUGCAUCAACAUAAAGAAGGAAACAGCAAACAGAAACUAAAACAGAUGAACAAACAGUGUGUUGAACAAGUGAAGAAGCCUGUUGAACCCCCCAAAGCAGCUGAGAUUCAGACUAAAACCAGAAACCAAAUAGAAUCCAAAGCAAAAGCAGCAGAGCUCCCAACACUUGCAGAACCUAAAAAGGAUGAGAAGAAAUUAAACAAUAACAACAAAAAACAGUUGAACCAUGUAAAGGAAGAGAAAGCACCCGUAACAAGUGAAUCCCCAUCUCCAAGUGAACAGCAGCAAAAUAAUAAGCUAAUACUUGCAGAUUCUCCUCAACCAAAAGGCAAGAACAAGAAAAACAAGAAGAAAAAAGGGGACAAAGUCAACAAUUCCAUUGAUGAUGUGUUUCUACCUAAAGACAUUGAUCUAGACAGUGUGGAAAUGGAUGAAACAGAACGAGAAGUGGAGUAUUUUAAAAGAUUCUGCUUGGAUUCUGCCAGACAGACAAGGCAGAGACUUUCCAUCAACUGGUCCAAUUUUAGCUUAAAAAAAACCACCUUUGCUGCACAUUGAAAUGACACAAAAUACAGGGAGGGAACCCUGCAGGAAUCAAUGAACGACAACUCCACUUACCUGUCCUGCUGUGCUGAGAGCUUAUCUGGUCUUGAGCCAGUGCUGCCUUGCCUUGUCCCCAGUGCUGUGUGGAUCUGCACUGAACCCUUUGGCCUGAUAAUUCUUGCGGACUGAAAAAUUGCCACUUUCUACCUGAAUUUGUUAGCUUGUGUGCUUGUAGUCUGUGAGUGAGACUUACUUGAUUGUAGCUGUAUGCUGUUGGAGUUGGAACAAUAGCUCUUUUCCAGCUCCUUCUGAAUGCCUUGGCCUCAGAGACAUUAAAUUGCUUAGGCUUGGGUGGAGGCCAAAAUACUAGGUUGCAUCAUCUGCAGUGGCUCCUGUCACUUCUGCAUCUAGCUAUGUUUUGUCAUUCUGACUCCUGACAAAGGAAUGGACCUAGUCAGUUGUGCUUUCAUCUGCUCCAGAAUUCUCCUGACAUGACUUCAUGAAAAAGAGGCUCUUAUGGGACAAGUAUUCCCUCAGUUCUUUCACAAUCUACUGUUUAAGAGUGUACAAGUUACGCUAUUUGUGUUUUGAUUUUUUUCUUCCUGACUUGUAGCCAGCUUGUGUAAGAAUACUUGCAGAAUGAGAAAAUUUAAAAAAGAACAGUACUCACACUAUCAAAUCUGUUAUAGAGUGUAUAAUUGUAUUAACACUGAAGCCUAACUGGCUACUUUUUUAACAUAUUGUUAAGUAAUAUUAAAAUCAUGUCUUUCUUUUUGAAAGAUGGAA